Molecule: messenger RNA, 2885 nt
Organism: Cyprinus carpio (common carp)
Lineage: Eukaryota; Metazoa; Chordata; Actinopteri; Cypriniformes; Cyprinidae
Product: POU domain, class 3, transcription factor 2-like
Biological process (GO): regulation of transcription by RNA polymerase II; brain development
Cellular component (GO): nucleus
Molecular function (GO): RNA polymerase II cis-regulatory region sequence-specific DNA binding; DNA-binding transcription factor activity, RNA polymerase II-specific
Source: RefSeq, a predicted model, not a curated record
CAAGCGCUUCUGACCAAUAGACAGCAGCGCGAGGCGGAUCUCAGGUGCGCGCCUCUGCGUCCUCGCGGCUCUGGCGCGCUGGGGAGCCGCCUGUGGCACAGAGUAGCUGUGGAAACUAUGGCGACCGCGGCGUCCAACCACUACAGCAUCCUCACGUCCAGCUCGGAGCCCGGCAGCAUGCAGCAGACGCCGCCGCCGGCCUACAGGGACGCGCACAGCCUUCUGCAGAGCGAGUACACCACACUGCAGAGCAGCGGGAGCACGCUCGGCCACGCGCACCAGUGGCUGACGGCGGCGCUGUCUCACGGGGGAGAGGGGUCGCCGUGGCCCGCCAGCCCGCUAGGCGAGCAGGACAUUAAGCCGGUGGAGGAACUGCAGCAUUCGCCGAGACAGGCGCAUCUGGUGCAGCAGAGCCAGCAGCAUCACGAGGCAGGCGCUUGGCGCGCGACCACUAUGCCGAGCAUGAGCACCUCCAACGGGCAGAGCUUGAUCUACUCUCAGCCCGGGUACGGCGAACCGGGGAUGCACCACGAGGACCACCACAGCCCGCAUCUGAGCGAACAUGGCCACCCGCAGAGCCUGCACUCGGACGAGGACACGCCGACCUCGGACGACCUGGAGCAGUUCGCAAAGCAGUUCAAGCAACGCCGGAUCAAGCUGGGUUUUACGCAGGCGGACGUGGGGCUCGCGCUGGGCACCCUCUACGGCAACGUCUUCUCCCAAACCACCAUCUGCAGGUUCGAGGCGCUCCAGCUAAGCUUCAAAAACAUGUGCAAACUCAAGCCCCUGCUGAACAAAUGGCUGGAGGAGGCGGACUCCACCUCGGGAAGCCCGACCAGCCUGGAUAAGAUCGCCGCGCAGGGGAGGAAGAGGAAAAAGCGGACCUCCAUCGAGGUGAGUGUCAAAGGGGCCCUGGAGAGCCAUUUCCUCAAGUGCCCGAAACCCGGUGCGUCGGAGAUCACUUCGCUGGCGGACAGUCUGCAGCUGGAGAAGGAGGUGGUGCGGGUCUGGUUCUGCAACCGGCGGCAGAAGGAGAAGCGAAUGACGCCCCAAAACGGACCGAUGGCCGGGAACGAGGAUGUGUACGGGGACGCCUCGCCUCAUCACGGCGCGCAGACACCUGUUCCGUGAGAAAGGGGCGGCCUGAACAUAAUCGACUGUCUCUUUGUCCCGGUCACAAGCCCGCUCGGGGCGGACCGACGGUGAUGAAGUGUCUCUGUGUGUGGCACCUCCGAGGGCGCGGAGCGCGCGUGGUUGCGCGAAUAAUAUACGGGCACGGGCGCGAGAAAACACGCUCUGAGGCGUUACGCGCCGCGGCUGAACCUAAAGAGGGAACGUAAAUAUUAUUUUAUUUAAGAGAUUUCUUUUCAAGUCCGGGGAUCUGUGAAAGCAUCAUAUCACUUCCAACCGAAAGCUGUGAAAAAAGGCGUCAGGGGCGCGCCAUCUUCCCCUCAAGACCACAAAAGGUUUCUUACUGAUUGAAAUUAAUCUGGUGCAGUCUACUGUGCAUUCUCUUACACAUAUUAAUGUCAAAUGCUUCAUUAUUAUUAUUAUUAUUAUUAUUAUUAUUAUUAUUAUUAUUAUUAUUAUUAUUAUUUCCGUCACGAUCACAAAAGGUUUAAUACUCAUUAAGAUUGAGUCUGCAUUUUAUUAGCCUUUAUAUAAUAAUGGCAAUAAAUAACCUAAUAAUAAUAAUAAACUAAAUAUCUCUAAAUUAUUUAAAUUAAAUAAAAAAUCCUAACACGCGAAAUUACCUACAACAACAACAAUAAUAAUAUGUAUUAUUAUUAUUAACAUUAUGUAGCUGUAUUAACUUAUCUAAAAGUAUCACUGUUAAAUGCAAACGUGAUCAAUUCUUUAAAAGUCUAAUUUCGGUCACAACAAAGGCUGCCAAGUGCCUCUGUGUGUCGUUCACAGGCAAAGCAGCCCGAUUUCAUGCAGAUCACGGAUUCACACUGCUGGUGCAAAACAGAGGCCUGAGGAAAACAGUAAAACCCAGAAUCGCACAGUGCUUUGGACCAUAUAGAAAUUUAUAUUUCUAUAAAUGAAAUUCAGUGAUACCAGCUGUUCAUAAGUAACCACCCAAAUGGGGUUUCCUUAACAUUGUUAAUGAUUUUUUUUAUAAUGCACCAAAAGCGUCCAUGAUUUGAGACAGUGGCUUGUUUAUUAAGAUUUUUCCUCGUCAUAAUUUAAACCAUUUUUGUUUAUUUACCCUUCUCUGGUUUAGGAAAUCUAAAAGAAACCAAAACGGACUCGUAUAAUUUAUGAGAUUUUAUAUGAAAGAUAAAAACAAACCAAGCUUUUAAUUUAAUUUCAUUCAUUUGUCUGGGAAACGCUUUAUAUGGAAAUUACAAGAUUUAAAAACAACAUUGACGACAAUAUAAUAUUAAUAAUAAUAAUAAUAUAGAGGCUAGUUGUUCUUGCUUUUAAUUAACACCGAUCAAGAUUUAAAAACAACAACGACAAUAUUAUAACAAUAAUACUAAUAAUAAUAAUAAGAGGCCAGUUUUUCUUGCCCAUUAUUAUUAUAAUAGCAUUGUAUGAAUUUGUGCGUCAACUAAAUGUAUAAGCCUCAAUAUGUUUGUAUCUUUUUGCUCUAUUGUGUUUCUUGUUUAUCCCAAAUGUCUCUUUUUUUACGAGAAAUAUUACACCAGCUGUGUUACAAUGAUUUGAUGGCCUGCAUCGAAAAACAAGGACAUUGUGCGUGGAAUUUUCAUUUUAAUUUUCUAUGGCUCUGUGAAUACUUGUAUAUUUGUGCACUUAACCUGGCACUGCCCAAGCACAAGCUGUCAGUGUGCCCUAUUGAGACCAGUAAUGUCUUUGGUUUUGACAGAAAAAUUGCACAGUUUUUAAACGCCUUUUGUCAUUAAAUGAAUACGUUUUUA